UUUCGGGGCGCUGCGGCGGAUGUUGAUAUUCUGUUUUGGAGACCACAACCAGAGUUAGCUAGCGAGCUUUCAUCGUUGCCGGAGUUUUUUGUUGUUGUUGUUAGUUGUGUUGUUUGGUUGUUGUCUGACUUUGAAAUCGUUUUUCAACCGGGGGAAGGCUCCCACUGCCCAAACGACGGCACCGUGUCUCUCCCGGCGCCUCACCGGGGAAACGCGAGGCCGAGUCGUGCGAUGAUGGAGGACUUCGACGAGAUCUACGAGGAGGAGGAAGAGGAGGACGAGGAGAGGGCCGCGGAGGAACAGCUGUUAAAGUACGCUCCAGACCCGGUGGUCGUCCGAGGAUCUGGCCAUGUCACUGUGUUUGGACUCAGUAACAAGUUUGAGUCAGAGUUCCCAUCGGCACUUACAGGGAAGGUGGCGCCAGAGGAGUUCAAGGCCAGUAUAAACCGUGUUAACGGCUGUCUGAAGAAGACGCUGCCAGUGAAUGUGCGUUGGCUGCUGUGUGGCUGUCUCUGUUGCUGCUGUACACUGGGCUUCAGUCUCUGGCCCGUCAUCUGUCUGAGCAAAAGGACACAGAGAUCCAUGGAGAAGCUGUUGGAUUGGGAGAACAGCAGACUGUACCACAAGCUGUGUUUGCAUUGGAGGCUGAGCAAGAGGAAGUGUGAAACCAACAACAUGAUGGAAUAUGUAAUCCUGAUAGAGUUCCUACCCAAGAUCCCCAUUUUCAGACCGGACUAGCUCUCCGCGGCCCCACCCACAUCCUCCCGUGGUGCCUCUCUUCACUCGGCCCAGUCACCUCUCCAAAAUGGCCUCCUCUUUCCUCCCCUAACCAGGCCCAUACCCCUAAAACAACACCACCAUUUAGUGUUUACUGGACAUUAUCUAACUUCUCUAUCUAGCCCCUCUAUAUACCCAGAAAACACCUGUUUACACCCUAAAGCCCCUCCCCUUCUCUGAUGUCAACCUUCGACCCCUGAUCUGUUGGAGGAGACGUGACCUUUGACCCCCUCCCCCCGGGGUGGCCAUGUUGACUGUCAUCGGUAUGUGGGUCAUCGUGGGAGACCCAGCUCAGAAAGGGUGUAAACGGUACCAUAGACCUGUGGAACUGGAGAAAGUGGACUCCUAAUUUUGGACCUGCAACGAUGGACCUCCUCUUCACAGCCCUUCCCUGUACAACGAGGCACAAUCUUUCCUCAGAUUUAUACCCCCGUUAUAUUGUAC
Oncorhynchus gorbuscha (pink salmon) is the source of this 1221-nucleotide messenger RNA. RefSeq names its product cysteine-rich hydrophobic domain-containing protein 2. The coding region runs from base 232 to 738 and encodes 168 amino acids. The transcript has 6 exons. The record is from RefSeq and is a predicted model, not a curated record. NCBI's taxonomy places the organism in Eukaryota, Metazoa, Chordata, Actinopteri, Salmoniformes, Salmonidae.